GUGUGGUCAUUGGUCGGUCGCCGCUGUCAAUCAAGUGAGUUUGUGCGUCAUUUCCGUUGUCAGGUGGCGCUGUCGCUGUGGAAAGAUGCGAUCAGCGAUGAGCGGAGGCUUUUCCUUAAUUGCUCAUUUCGGUAACAGAGGCUAAACAACCCAAAACCAACCUUCUGUUGUCUCUUCUCUGUAAGCGAAAAGCUACUUGUAUCCACAACAGCUUUUACCCAAGAAAUGUCCAUGUUGUAAGGAGACAGCGCAGACUUUACCCGGCGGUUUUGGCUCGAGAGCUCCAGUAUGUCCAAGCGGCGCUCAUCGGAGAGGGGGGCUGGAGAGACAUCAAGCAGGGCCAGCAAGCUGCAGUGUCCUGGGAUAUCUGGCAGUAAUGCUAAGAGAGCAGGACCCUUCAUUCUCGGGCCUCGCUUGGGCAACUCACCAGUCCCCAGCAUAGUGCAGUGUCUGGCCAGAAAGGACUGUACAGAUGACUUCUAUCAGCUCAAAAUCCUGACGCUGGAGGAGCGAGUGGACUCUGCAGGAGAAACUCAGGAAGAGAGACAGGGGAAGAUGCUGCUGCACACAGAGUACUCCCUCCUUUCUCUGUUGCACAACCAGGAUGGGGUGGUCCACCACCAUGGCCUCUUCCAGGAUCGAGCCUACGAGAUAGUGGAGGACAUGGAGGCCAACAAAGUGCGCAAGAUGAAGAAGCGUAUCUGCCUUGUGCUGGACUGCCUGUGCGCUCAUGACUUCAGCGACAAGACUGCAGAUCUAAUAAACCUUCAGCAUUAUGUAAUCAAGGAGAAACGACUGAGUGAGCGUGAGGCCAUUGUCAUCUUUUACGAUGUGGUGCGAGUGGUGGAGGCCCUUCAUAAGAAAAACAUUGUACACAGAGACCUCAAGCUGGGAAACAUGGUGCUGAACAAACGGACUCACCGAAUCACCAUUACCAACUUCUGCCUGGGAAAACACCUAGUGAGCGAGGACGACCUGCUGAAAGACCAGAGAGGGAGCCCGGCAUACAUUAGCCCAGAUGUAUUAAGUAGUCGGCCGUACCGCGGUAAACCCAGUGACAUGUGGGCUCUUGGCGUGGUCCUGUUCACCAUGCUGUAUGGCCAGUUCCCCUUUUAUGACAGCAUGCCUCAAGAGCUUUUUCGCAAGAUCAAGGCUGCCGAGUACUCCAUCCCAGAGGAUGGCCGUGUGUCAGAGAACACUGUGUGCCUGAUACGAAAGCUGCUGGUGCUGGACCCUCAGCAGAGGCUGACUGCAGGAGAGGUGCUGGAGUCUCUCAGUGCAAUCAUUGCCUCAUGGCAGACGGUUUCAUCAUUGAGUGGCCCUCUGCAGGUGGUGCCAGAUAUUGAUGACCAGAUACAGCACCCAGAACAUCUACAAGAGGCCAAGGUAAUAGAGGAGUCUUCACAAUAUGAGUUUGAGAACUACAUGCGCCAGCAGCUGUUGCUGGCUGAAGAGAAGAACACAAUCCACGAGGCCAAGACCUUUCUCACCAAGCGCCAGUUUGGCAGCAUCCCACCUGUUCGGCGUUUGGGCCACGAUGCCCAGCCGGUCAGUCCACUAGAUGCUGCCAUCCUGGCUCAACGUUUCCUCCGGAGGUAGUCCUCACCCACCCAUUUCAGCCUCUCUGGUCUCUCCAGGGAUUAAAGACACCUGCGGAGACCAGAGAGGAUGAAGGAGGAAAAACUAAACUCACACACACAGGGCCCAUCUUGAACCAGGGUAGAGAUGGCCUCAUUCAUAGGGAACAGACAUGAGGAGGGCACCAGAUCAGACUGUCUACCCAGAACUUCAGUCCUCAUGUCUGAAUCCCAUAGUGAAAUAUGGAAAGGCCUGGAGGAAAAUGAGAACCAUAGGUUCCUAUUCCACCACCUCAACUAACCUGAUGGCACAGUCAGACACGGGGCCAACACAAGGCUCUGUCUGGAGUGCUGAAAAGAUCCUGUAUCCCUCCUCCUCUUUUGAGAGCCCCCUACUGUAACACUUUGCCCAUCAACUCUGGGCUCCCUGAGCAAUACAGGGCCAGAAUCAUGUAGCAACCCCUUCUUUUCUUAGUGGUUAAAGGUAUUGCCUCAAGUAACAUCACCUGAUCACAGAUGUCACUUCUCUAUACCUCAGUUUCACCCUCUUCCUCCCCCUAUUCCUUUCCUUUCCUCUUUACUGUUUUUCUGUAUUGAAAAUGAUCCAGACUUGUCCUGUCUGUAAAUUUGACUUCAAAUCAAUCUACCUCUCUGUCUCUCUUUUCUGUUGGUAAACCAUGCUCACUGUUCUGAGACAAGGGAUUGUAAUAAUGGAGUCCUGAUGCCACCAGUGACAAAGCAUUAAUGUCUUCUGUCAGUGAUAAUGCUUUGAAACCUUCUCAGUGGUUUCAAAAAAUCUGAAUAAGCUUUUUUUCAUAUUUACCUUAAUAAGUAGCAUUCUCCCUAAACUUGCAUUGAAGAUAUUCAUUAUCAAAAUAUGUAUACAAGCAUUGAUAUUUUUAGAAUGCGUUGGCUCCUGCUUUUGCUCAUCCCUGUGGAAAUCUGUUUUUAGCAUCUAGGCAGCUAAUGUGAGGGACCUGGAAGCCACGAUGCCAAGAACUGAAUGGGAACAACUGUUGGAUCCUCCCUGCCAAGGCAUAUUGAUGGCUUCCUCAGUGCCAUUACAGUGAAGAUCAGGCACUGUCAUGUUUCUAUUGCAAAAAAUUCAUGUCUUAAAAUUACUCUUAGCCAA
This is a messenger RNA of Monopterus albus (swamp eel), 2709 nucleotides long. It is a transcript of the gene stk40, whose product is annotated as serine/threonine kinase 40. Gene Ontology annotation, biological process: protein phosphorylation. Gene Ontology annotation, molecular function: protein kinase activity; ATP binding. Bases 289 to 1599 code for a protein of 436 amino acids. The record is from RefSeq and is a predicted model, not a curated record. Lineage: Eukaryota; Metazoa; Chordata; Actinopteri; Synbranchiformes; Synbranchidae. The transcript is spliced from 11 exons.